This is a messenger RNA of Daucus carota subsp. sativus, 2444 nucleotides long. RefSeq names its product E3 ubiquitin-protein ligase WAV3. The coding region runs from base 144 to 2282 and encodes 712 amino acids. Lineage: Eukaryota; Viridiplantae; Streptophyta; Magnoliopsida; Apiales; Apiaceae. The record is from RefSeq and is a predicted model, not a curated record. The transcript is spliced from 2 exons.
AGUAAAGAAACAAACACUUACGUCCCUCUCCUACGUACUCGUUCUUUCCACUAUUUAUAACCAAACUCGUUCAUCGCCUCUUCACAAUUCCCAAUACAACACUAUACCUCCCAAUUUUGAUUGUGACACUGAUAGUGAUCACUAUGGCUGCCAUGUGGAACAAACUCAAGAAAGCUUUUCUGCUCAAACACUCCGAAUCUCCGCCGCUCGCCACCCCGCUUCCGGUCGAAUCUCCGGCCAACACCAGUCCCCGGUCGUCGACGUCGUUGUGUCGCUUGUCGAGGAGCUUCAGUGUGAAAUCGUCGUAUACUAAAACUUGUGCAAUCUGCCUUAUGAAUGUGAAAACCGGCAAGGGUCAAGCGAUAUUUACAGCUGAAUGCGCUCACUCCUUCCACUUUAGUUGCAUUGCCAGCAGUGUUCAACAUGGAUACCAUGACUGCCCUAUAUGCCGCUCCAAGUGGAAGGAGCUUCCUGUCCAGUUCCCCACUAGUACUGCUGGUCGUCAAAGAAAUGGCGGGGGCCUAGUUCGGGUUUCUCUCCAUCAAAACCCUGCUGAGAAUAACGCCCACAACUUGCCACUGCCACUGGAUACAACUGUGAUUAGUCCUACACCUGAAGUUCUCCCAAUCCGGUAUUCUGAUGAUGAGCCCCUCACUGCACUAUCUGCAGAUUCUACCUCAUCUAAUACUUCUGAUUGUUCAGAGUCUGUUACUGUCAAGGCUGUCGCGGAGUUUCCUGCCAUUGCUUCUUCAGCAAUUGUUUCUAAGUUUGCUGUUCUUGUUGGUGUGCGAGCACCAUCUCUCUCUGAUGAUGCUCCUAACUCUAAGCGGGCACCUAUUGAUCUUGUUAUUGUGCUAGAUGUAAGUGGUAGCAUGGAUGGUUCGAAGCUGUCUCUACUCAAGCGUGCUGCUCAAUUUGUAAUUCAAAAUCUUGGUCCUACUGAUAGACUUUCUAUAGUAGUCUUCUCAUCAAAUGCUCGAAGAAUCUUUCCCCUGCGCAAGAUGACUGAUAGAGGACGGGAUGAUGCAAUAAUUGCCAUUCGUUCUCUAUCAGCAAAUGGUGGCACUAACAUUAUGGAAGGCUUAAGGCAAGGUGCUCGAAUUAUUCAUGAACGUCGGGAAAAGAAUCCAGUUGCAAGCAUUAUCCUCCUAUCUGAUGGAAAAGAUACUUACAACCUUCAUUAUAUCAACGAGCCACGAACUCCUUCUAAUCAGAACUCUAACAUGUCAAGGCAGGUUCUGGAUCAAUUAAAUAUAUGGCUUAAUCCAAUUCGUUGGGGUAAUCAAGAAGAUGAAACUGAGACUCGGCCCAUAAAUAUCCCAAUUCACACAUUUGGUUUUGGCACAGACCAUGAUCCUGAUAUCAUGCACGCAAUAUCUGAUGCAUCUGGUGGAACCUUUUCCUUUAUACAGUCUGAUGGUUUGGUACAAGAUGCUUUUGCUAGGUGCAUCGGUGGGCUACUUAGUGUGGUGGCCCAGGAACUUUGCCUUAAUGUGAAGUCUGUGUCAUCUGGAGUGCGUAUCGAGUCCAUACCUUCAGGAAAGUACGUAAAUGAUAUUUCUCAAGAAGGAAAGGAAGGCGUAAUAGAGGUUGGAGAUUUGUAUGCUGAUGAGGAAAAAGAAUUCUUGGUGUACCUGACAGUUCCUGUGUUAUCAACCACUGAAACCAAUGGAGGUUUGGCAACAACAUCAUUACUGGAUGUCAUAUGCUCGUAUAAGGAUGUAGUGUCAAUGGAGAUGAGAGAGGUCGAAUGCAGGACGGUUGAAUUACAAAGACCUGAUAUUCUGUGUUCUGCAGACUUGAUUCCCAGUUUAGAGGUUGAUCGUCAGAAGAAUCGCAUCUGGGUGGCAGAAGGUAUUGCGGAGGCACACGAGAUGGCUGAGCAGGGAAACCUUGAUGGUGCAAACGUUUUGCUAAAGAAUCGGAGAUCAGUUCUCCUGCACUCACCAUCCGCUCAGGCAGGGGAUGGUCUCUGCAUCUGGCUCGAAGCUGAGCUGAAUGAAAUUAGAGAAAGAAUGGUUAGCAUGGAGAUGUACCAGCUAAAUGGACGAGCUUAUAUGCGCUCAGGCAUGAGCUCACACUCCUGGCAGAGAUCAACUACUAGGGGUAGCUCAACAAGUCAGAAUACACAAGGUGACUCCAGCAGCAAUACCGGUCAGCUUGGCUAUGACACGCCUUCCAUGGUCAGUAUGGUUACAAAGUCACAAACUCUAAAUUUCCAAAAUCACCCGGAGCAAGUUGAACGAGCUAACAAGUCAUGUGUGUUGAGUUCUAAACCAUGAAUUAGAGAACUGCCAACAUAAAUUAUGUUGAAAUUAUCUAUUGUCUAUGUAAAAAUAAAGAAUCCAUGUUUCUUUUCCUUCCUCUCUUUUAGGACUUGGGCUUGCAUAUUUUGAAACUAUUGGUUUUCGCAGUUUCAUAGUAAUAUGCUUUAUUUCUCAAAA